Molecule: messenger RNA, 1411 nt
Organism: Paramecium pentaurelia
Lineage: Eukaryota; Ciliophora; Oligohymenophorea; Peniculida; Parameciidae
Source: the annotation of a GenBank genome assembly
AUGAAUGAAGUAGAGAUCUCUAGCAAAAAUGAUACAGAAAUUCUUAGAAUUAUAAAUGAUUACAUUAAAUAAGGAUAUCAAGUGUUUCUUUAGAAAAGAUGCACUGAUAAAUUUCUUAUGUAAACAGAAUAUAUAGUAUAAUUUUACUUAUAAUUAAAGACUCCUGGAGUAUUAGAUUUGGACAACUCUUAAGUUAUUAUUCAAAAUACUCUUGAAGUAGAAGAUGAUUAAUAAAAAGUGAGUGAAAUUAGUAAGAUUGAGAAAAAAUAAUUUGAAUAAUCCAGAGAUUGCAGUAUUAAUGAUUAAUGUGAAAAAUUGGCUGAGACUAUACAAAAAUAGCAUUGUCUAUUUUCUAGAGAUUCUUUAGUUUUUAUACCUAGAUAAACAAUUACUGAUUUCAAUAAAAUCUUAAGUCCCUAAGUUAAGGAAUAGAAUGAUGAAACACUUAUGAAAUUAUAUUAAAUGUUAUAAAAAGGUAUAGGAAAUGAAUAAGAAGGAUAAGUUGAAUUAGCUAUUGUAUUAAUAUAUUCAAAAUAAUUAUAUAGAAAUAAUUUACAGAACUCAUAUAGGAGAUAGAAUUAAUGAAUGAGGAUCUCCAAACUAGUAAUCUAAUAAAUGUAAUUUACGUAGAAGCACUGUUAAUAUUAGGGUUGCUUUAAUCAAGAAUUAGUCAAUAUCAAUAAGGAAAAAAGUUAACAUUUAAUCAUAUAAUUUCAGGAAUUUUGAAAAAUGUUUAAGAUUAUUCAUCAUAAAGGAUCAAAUCUUAUUAGCCAAAAUCUAUUUGAGAGUGGGUUAGAAUUGCCAACAAUUAUUUAGUUAUCAAAAAGCAAUUGAUUAUUAUGUUUAAGCACUCGUAAUCUAUGAAAUUUAUCAAUUAAAAAUUGAAAUCUCCUUGACAAUAUCAUAUAUUGGAAUAGUUUAUGCUCAUCUGGGUAAUCAUGAUUUAGCUAUUAAAUUGGGAAUGUAAGCAAUUGAAGAAAUCAAAAAAAUAGUCAAAUAAGAUUCUUUUAUUAUGGGUCAAUUAUAUCAUGCCGUUGGAGAAAUACACUAUUUUAAUCAUGAUUUUGAAGAUGCUAUAGAGUAUUUCGAUGCUGCUUAUGAUAUUAAGAUUCAAUAUCCUAAAGAAAGACUAUCAUAAAUUUUGACUAUCAAUUAUUUAGGAAGCAGUUGCUAUCAUUUAGGAGAGUAUAAAAAAGCAUAAGAAUUAUAUGAAAUAUCAUUAAGUUAGAUUACUGAGAAAUCAACAUUGAUUGAAGCAUAAAUUUUGAAUAAUCUUGCAAUGACCAAAAUUGCUUAAAAUACAAAUGCAAAAAAUGAUUUAGAUAGAGCUAUCUCUAUUUACUUGAUUUAUUUCUCAGAAACUCAUCCAUCUGUAAGAAGAGCAUUGAGAAAUCUUAAGUUUUAAAAAUGA